CUCCAUCAAAGCUUUCUUUUUGUCUGUUGAAUUGCGGAGAAUUCGUCUCCCUUCGUUUCUGAUACGGAUCCCUCAUCCAUUCUCCUCAGUUCGUCCUUCAAUUUGGUUGUAAUAUUUGGAUAUUUAUGAUCGCGUUUUGAUUUGCCGUUUCGUAUUUUGUUUUUGGACUUUUUUAAAAAAAUUAAUUUUGGUGUUCGUGUUUUUGCGCUCGAAUUCGUAUGGGAAAUUGAUACAUUCCUCAUUUUUGGAUAGUGUCUAGCUCGAAUUGCUGUUUCGUGAUGGUUUCGGGGAUGAUUGAUCAGUUUUUUAUGAAUGCCUCAAUGUUAGGGUUUUUGCCCCCUUUUUGUUGAUUUUAUUUUUUAAUUUCCAUUUUUGCAGGAGCUACGAGUAAUUUAAUUUAUUUAAUUUCUGGAGAGAAUUGAGGGUUGAGAAUUGAGAAAUUUGGGGGCUUUUCAUGGUAAAAAGGUAUCUCAUUCGAAAUGGGGCACCGAAACAUUCAGUUCCUUGGUCAUGUGAUUGACUCAGAGACGGAUCAGCAAGGCCGUCACCAUGUACAGACCGAUCCAUGCGUCUUUUACGGGAGUGUGGCAAACCAUCCCCAGCAUCACUCCAUAGUUCCUGUACCUGCAAUCCAGUGUAAUUUUAACCUUCAUCCGGUGCCAGGACACAACGACGGUGCAUUAGUUUAUGGUAUACCACCUUACAAUGGCAUGCAACCUCAGCACCCGCCGGCAAACCUAGAUUUAGCUGUUGCUGCAUCAUCUCGACAUUACAAUCCAUAUAUGGGACCCCUGACAGAAGGUUACUUCCAAAACGCGAGCCACAUGGAAGAUUUCAGGUUAUUCAAAAGGAAACUUGCCGAGGGGGCUUCUUCAAAUCACCAGUAUCAAAAUGCUUCAGCAGGCCCUAGUUUUUCUGUCGCUCCUGUGUGCGAACCAGACAUUUCUCAGAUGGAUUCCGCUUCUUUUCCUCCUCCGGAAUAUCUUGGGACCGAUCCAUCAUCAGCUACUGAAAAUGGAUCGUGGAGGGGUGCUAGGAACAGAGAUGCUUUGAUUCGAUCUGAACCUGCCCUCUCACAUAUUGCAAGUACCAUUAUUCACGGAAAUUAUGUUUCUCCUCCUGUACACUUUCCCGGAAACCCUUGGUUGAAUAUGCAUUUCAGUGCAACGAAUGGUGAUAUUGGCACUUUCGGAUGGACAGCACAGCCUCCUAAUUUUUCAUAUGUGCACGGUGGUGUAAAUGGAGCUUGUGUCGAAGCUGGGAAUAUCGGCCUGCAAGGUUAUCAAUCAACAGCUAUCAACAGAACUGCUGCUGGUUUUCUGCACCCUCCUGUUGCUCGGGCCCAUUCUAGUCCUACUCAUCCAACCCCGCCUAUGCAAGCGUUCAGAGGUAACUACAGUAACUACCUGUCACAGGUGGCUACGUCUUCACACAGGACUUCAACAUUGAAUUCUUUGAAUGCUGGCGUUGGUCCUUUCCGCGAAGGUGUGGAUGGUGUGCCCACAUUUUUAGCUCCCAUUCCACCGACAGUCUUCCGGCUCCAUCAGCCUCAGCAAAGGGAAAUCAUAAUGGAUCCUAAUGCAAGACAACGCAAUCAUCCGCACUUGAGAGUUUUGCCUGAAGAUGAAGUUGCUAUACUUGAGUUUCAUGAUUAUCGUGAAGCAGAAGCUUCUGUUGAUCAACACAGGGAUAUGAGAUUGGAUAUCGAUCACAUGUCAUAUGAGGAACUUCUUGAAUUGGGAGAACACAUCGGGAGUGUUGGCACGGGGUUAACUGAGGAAUUCAUUCAAAAUAAUAUGAAAGCAAGAAUUUUUACCACCCCAAAUGCUUGUGUCGAAACUGAACAUGCGAAUGCAAAUUGCCACGACCAGGGAAAGAUCAAUUUUUGCGUCGUGUGCCAGACUGAUUAUGAAAGUGGAGCAACAAUUGGAACCCUCGACUGCAGCCACGAAUAUCACCGGGAGUGCAUAACAAAAUGGUUGGUCCUAAAGAAUACUUGUCCCAUAUGCAAAUCCACGGCCUUGAACAGCAAGGCGAAGCGAUUGUAAGUUGGUCUCCCCCAACCCACCCCACCCCACCCCCCUGGUUCUCUUACAGAACUAUAUAUAUAUAUCAUAUGCAUAUCGGGAUAUCGAACAUGUAAUAUAUAUAUGUGUAUGUAUGUAUAGACAAGCAGAUGUGCGUGUAUGAUCUUGUGUUUGAACUUGCACUGCAUCUGUCUCUCAACUGUACAGACUGGUUUCUUUGUUGUUUUUGUUAUAUAUUUGCUUGAAUGCCGACAUUUCGGACUUGUCGAUGA
Molecule: messenger RNA, 2299 nt
Organism: Andrographis paniculata
Lineage: Eukaryota; Viridiplantae; Streptophyta; Magnoliopsida; Lamiales; Acanthaceae
Product: probable E3 ubiquitin-protein ligase ZFP1
Exons: 7
Coding region: 480-2048 (522 amino acids)
Molecular function (GO): ubiquitin protein ligase activity
Source: RefSeq, a predicted model, not a curated record